This is a messenger RNA of Diatraea saccharalis (sugarcane borer), 3400 nucleotides long. Lineage: Eukaryota; Metazoa; Arthropoda; Insecta; Lepidoptera; Crambidae. The record is from the annotation of a GenBank genome assembly.
AGUAUUCGGCCGUCCGCCCUGCGUCGCGAGCGCAUCUAUACGUCACAGAAACACUAGCCAGUUAUUUACAAAAGAAAACAACUUCAUGAAUGGGAGUCAGCUGACAUGAUAUACCAAGAUGUCUUUUAGGAAUUACUACGAUACGUCAUCUUACGGACGAACUCGAGAUAAAGGAAGAACGUCAACAACUAACAUCACAGCGGACCGGCCGACAACAGUAACUGCUAAAUACCUCAAUACCACACCUUCAUACAAAUCAUCCAGCAUCCCAGUACUGUGUUCUGAUAGACCCGAACGUUCAACGACUAAAGAUGAAUCACCCAUAUCGGCAAUUGCGAAUCGUUAUGCCAAUUAUGGAAAGACAGAUAAAACUACACCAAAAUUCGAAAAGAAAGACUACACUAAACUUUCUGUACCUUCAGUCACUGGAAAAAGUAGAGACGUUAGCCCCGUAUCGACAACUUCGAAAUACAGCUAUAAUCGACCCUCAAGACACUUUAGUCCAGAGAGGAGAACAACGAAAAGUUAUAAAGAAAAAGUCCGAGAUUCUAGUCCAGGGGAUCGCGACAAAGACAUUCCAAGUAAGACUGACAAGUCUUCAGGCUACAACAGCCUGUCGAGCUACAAAUUAUAUCCAAGAAGUUCAAGUUAUUCACGUCCUGCUUCUAGAACGGAGGUUAAACCUGAAGUCACUGUUAAUAGAUAUGCCAUUGCAAACCGAUUAUCGACAAAUUAUUUAAGAAGUCCUCCUACCGUAAAACGGACAUCGGUUUCUCCGGUGAACCAUAGUGACACAAGUUCAAAAAAUGAAAUUGAAAAGUCGCUAUCGCCGACAAUAACUCAUGUUGAAAUAAAUUCUUCCCAAAAACAUAAAAAUAAAGAAGUUACUGAAAAUGGCAACGAUAUAAAUGAAGAAGAUGAUGAGGCUGAAACUGUAACAGUUAUGGUAAUAACUCGUCAUACAUCACCCACUCCACCAGGUUCUUCGGCUUACGUAAGAAACAGAAGAGCAGAUAUGGCGAAAACUGUAGAAAAGACGUUAACGCGGUCCAAAAAAAGAUUAGAAAUGGUCGACAAGGAAACUCAAUCUGAUCGUUUAGAUGAUACUAGUCGAUCCAGUAGGUUUGGAAACACUGCUAGAACCAGUGUAACUAACUGGUCAUAUUAUUCACCAAAUAGUUACACUGGAUAUGCUGGGCGAUAUUCAACACAAUAUUCAAAUGUAAGAGAAAAUUCUGUAAGUAAUUCCUAUAGCGACAGAACAAGUCGAAGUCACAGCACAGAACCUCCAUUACGAGAAAAUAAUAACGUAAGUCCAUACAGUGAAGAUAGUAAUGAUAAUAAACAUAAAUCAAAUGUGAAUAAUAAUACACAAGAACCAAAUCAAGAAAUUGUAGCCAUAUAUGAACAAAAUAAGGAAGAUGAUAUGCCGGAAAUUAUAAUAAAUGUAAAUCUUAAGCUCAAGAGAGCUAAAAGUCCUGCAACUUCGGUGGCUGCAGCGGAAUUUAUAUCGCCAGAGUUAACUAUUACCAAUAGUCAAUUACCACCCCAAGCGCCCAAACCGGAUGGAGCUGCCAAACCAAAGAAAAUCAAAGUACGAAAAUCUAGCACAGAUUCAUCUUCUGACUCUUCAUCAAAAAAGAAAAUAAUCAAAAAGAGAAGUAAGUCAGUGAGCUCAACAGAUUCUGAUCAAGCAAAUGAAGUAAAUGAUUCAAAUAAGGAAUCAGUUUCUAUUUCAUCCAAAAAUAUAAAAAAAACUUCUUCAAGUAGUAAUUUACAAAACGGUAUCGCUAAAUUCAAACAUUCCAAAUCGCGAGAUAGCAAUAGUCCUGAAUCAAGCGUUACUUUAUCCACGCAAUCUUCCAUAAGUGAAGAUGAAGUAUUGCGUUCUAAAACUAACGAUAUAUCUAGAACUUCUGCUGAUGACUCAUCACUGCCCAUUGACAAAUCUGCAAAGCAGUCUUCACCCUUGCUAUCUCAAAAAAAUGACAGUGGUCCUGAAGAUGCAAAAUCAUUCUUAAUAAGGGCUCUAGCACCAGUUACAAACCUUUUCAAAAUGAGGCAUCAGGAAUCAAGUGAUAACAGCCGUUGGCCUGAAAAUUCUACUUCUGAGUCUACAGGAAAAGAUAUUUCCAAUCUUAUUACAGAAAGUGAUAGAUCAAGUAAAAGCAAAAAUAUAGUGGCCUCUAACGACGAUAAUGUUGUUAAGCUUAAAAGUAUUAGACAUAUAGAAUCUGGCGAAAGAGCAUGGUGGUUAGAUUCGGAAUCUGAAAAAAAAAGUUCAGACAAUCGACUUUCUGGUUCUGAAAAAAAUAUACCGAAAAUGAUUCGACAUGUAGAAUGUAGUGAAAAAACACGGUGGCAAGAGUCUAACAAUGAAAAUAAAUCAGAAUCCCAUUCAAAUCAUGUUAACGGUACUGAAAGUUCUGAUUCUAACAAACAAUUGAGAAAAUGUAAAUUUGUCGACGACGAAAAGCCUUGGUGGUUAGAUAGUAGCGCAAAUAUACCUGAAGGCAUCGAAAGGCUAACACCACCGAGAAAAUCAUCCAGUGAUAGUGAUAAAAGUGAAAAAUAUAAUUUUUACAAAGUACGUCGUAUAGUUUCAGGAGAACAAAAGGACUGGUGGCUUACGAGUAACGAAAACUCUUCACAAACCAAUAAACAAGAAUCAGUAAGUAAUUUGAGUAAAUCAGGUUCUGAUCAAAAGAGUUUUCCUCUAAGAAGAAUACGCCACGUUGAAUCAGGAGAAAAACCAUGGUGGCUGUCUAGUGACAAAAACAUUCCAGAAGGUAUAGAAAAAUUGCCCACUCCUCCACCUCAAGAAGAAAGUGACUCUUCAGACUCAGAAGAAGUUCAAGUUUAUGUACCUUCAUCCCAUAUUCCACCGUUUCCUUUGCACUUACCAGAUGAUGAACCAUUGGGUGAUAGACGAAGUCCUGAAGGCCUCGAAACACCGAGAGAAAGUGAAGAUUUUAGAGGACGUGCCUCACCCUAUGAAAAUAGUCGUCAAUUUAGAAGGAGAAGCUUAUAUCAAAAAGGCAUGGAUAGAUACAUAUCGCGUUAUACCGAUAUCGAUGACAUACUAGGAACGUCUGGACAAAUAUAUAGCCCUUUUAUGGAUUCUAUAUUAGCAAGAAGGACUGGUCAAAUAGCUUUUGACGAUGAUGAGUGUGAAGAAAUAGACCCAACGCAAGUCAGAAUCCACGACAGCACUGCUCAGAGACCGGUUAUAAAGAAAAUUCGCGGCAGAAACGAAGUCGCCAGCUAUCGUGAAGAGGAUCAACUGUGCGGACAAAAACUUGCCGGCCACGGCAGGUUAUUAAGAGAAAAAGAAGCUAGCGUGAGACCGUGUUACUUGCAUGCACUAGAACUAUACAUACUCACACAAGGCUCCGUUUGA